Prorocentrum cordatum is the source of this 1546-nucleotide messenger RNA. The record is from the annotation of a GenBank genome assembly. NCBI's taxonomy places the organism in Eukaryota, Dinophyceae, Prorocentrales, Prorocentraceae.
AGCCUUUUUGCUGCUUGGGCCAAGGUCGCUCUUUUUUUGUGUUCCCACAGGCGCGCCCCGGGUAGGGCUGGGACGAUCAGUCCCCCUUCCGCCCUGGGUCUGCUAUGGAAGAGCGUGCCUGCAUGCCAUCGCCAGUGCCCAGGCCAAAGAACUCGCCGCAGCUGGCCAAGACGAAGAUGUGCAAAUUCUUCAGCACGGGCACAUGCAAGCGCGGCGCUGAGUGCUCAUUCGCGCACACGCAUGACGAGGUGCAGCAGAAGCCGGACCUCACGCGCACAUCUCUUUGCCAAGUGUUCUUGCGGAUGGGCACGUGCGACAAGCCCAAUUGUGCCUACGCGCACGGGAAGCACGAGCUCCGGUCCACAGCGGAUUUCUUCAAGAUGAAGAUUUGCCGCUUUGCGCGCGAUAGCACUUGUCAGAAGGGCAGCGCCUGCCGCUUCGCGCACCCCGCCGGGAAGCAGCUCUGCAUCCGGGAGGAGGGCCGCGAGGAGGCGCUGACAGACGAGGCGGACCUGAACUCGGUGCGGAGCUCGCCGAGCAGCGCGUGGCUGGGGGUGCGGGAGCGCUCCGCCCGGCGAAGCUGGGCCGAGGAGAGCGAGGAGACCUGCCCCCCCGACCUCGACGGCGCCAGCACGGCGGACAACUCGAGCCCGAGCCCUCGGCGCAGCACGCUCAGCAUCGCCGCGAACAUCCCCGAGGACCCUCCGCGCUCCAGGGGCGGCAAGAAGCAGCAGCAGCAGCAGCAGCAGCAGCAGCAGCAGCAGCAGCAGCAGCAGCAGCAGCGGCAGCCGCCACAGCCGCCGCCGCAGCAGCAGCAGCACCAGCAGCACCAGCAGCACCAGCAGCUCCAACUGCAGUACCAGCAGCAGCUCCUAGUCCGGCAGCAGCCGACGUCGCCGCCUGGGCAGCACGAGCCACGCCAGCAGCACAUGCAGUUCCAGCAGCUGCAGCAGCAUAUGCCGCUGCCGCAGCAGCAGCAGCCGCAGCUGCCCUUUCCGCUGCAGCAGCAGCAGCACCACCACCAGCAUAACCAGCAGCAGUAUGUGCAGCAGCGGCAGCAGCACCAGCCUGUCCAGCCGCAGCAGCUCCCGCCGUACAUGCUGGAUGUGCCCGCCGGGCCCGCCGUCAUACCGCCCGGCACGACGACCGUGAUGCUUGCGAGCCUGCCUGGGUUCCUGACCCAGACCGCGGUUAUGGACCUGCUGGAAGAGAAGAACCUCCACAUUUCCAGCCGCUUCGACUUCUUCUACUGCCCCUGGGACCUGAGCCUCGGCAAGAACAUGGGCUACGCGAUCAUCAACAUCGACUCGCACGAGGCGGCGCGCCGGCUCGUGCGCCGCUGGGAUGAGUUUCCGGCCUUCUUCGAGGGCGCGGUGCCCCUCCGGGUGCUGCCCGCCCCGGAGCAGGGGCUGCUGGCGAACCUGCAGCAGUACUCGGGGUCCCCAGUGGCCCGACAGGCCGACCCGCGCAAGCGGCCGCUGGUGCGCGCGAGCCCGGCAGAGCCCCUGAGGCCGCUCGACCUCGACGGCGGCUGGCGCGGCCAGGU